This is a messenger RNA of Pecten maximus, 942 nucleotides long. RefSeq lists its product as uncharacterized. The record is from RefSeq and is a predicted model, not a curated record. Gene Ontology annotation, biological process: DNA integration. The transcript has 2 exons. Bases 1 to 942 code for a protein of 313 amino acids. NCBI's taxonomy places the organism in Eukaryota, Metazoa, Mollusca, Bivalvia, Pectinida, Pectinidae. Gene Ontology annotation, molecular function: nucleic acid binding.
AUGGAAGCCCAAACUGUGGCGACCAUCAUUGUGGAGGAGGUUGUUGCACGGUUCGGGGUGCCGCAGUACAUACAUUCCGACCAAGGGAAGCAGUUUGAGGGCAAACUUUUCAGGGAAAUGUGUCAGCUCUUACACAUUAACAAGACCAGAACGACGCCAUACCAUCCUCAGUCAGAUGGAAUGGUUGAGCGAUUCAACAAAACAUUGGCGUCAAUGCUCAGCGCUUACGUAAACGAACACCAUUCCGACUGGGACACAUACAUACCCUAUGUAAUGAUGGCUUAUCGCUCGUCUACCCACGAAACAAUAGGAUAUAUGCCCAAUAGGCUCAUGCUAGGUCGGGAGGUUGCAACACCACUAGACCUGAUUGAUGAAAUGCCGAGAUUUGCAAAGGCUAUCCCUCAGCAUCGUUGGGUUUGGGAACUGCAAGAAAGAAUGGAAGAGGCGCAUUCUUUUGUUAGAGAGAAAUCAGCUGGUGCUAUGCUCAGACAGAAACAGUACCAUGACCAGAAACUUAGCUGGCAAGCCUUUGUAGUUGGAGAGAUGGUAUAUGUCUUCUUUCCUCAUAAGAAGCAGGGAACUAUCACCCAAACUUACAAGUUUCUGGCGGGGGCCUUUCAAGGUGUUAGGGGAAAGCCGCAGGUGAUUCAUGUAGACCGCAUUCGAAAGAAAUACGAUCAGUAUUUGAGAGGGGAGACGAGCGGUGAUCGAAACCAGCCUGUUGAACUAGCAGUUGGUAUAGAAGAACCAGACCAAGUGAAGCUCCUGUCACAAACUGAUAUGAUAGCUGAGUUUGAGAAGGAUGAUAUAGAUGACAGAAGUAGCAUCGACUCAGAACCCGAGGCUUUGACUAACCAUCGUCAGCGCCACCGACAACCACCUCGCUGGAUGAAAGACUAUGUCCACAACUGCACAUGCGCUGUAAGAGAAACACUUGUAUAG